Molecule: messenger RNA, 2467 nt
Organism: Frankliniella occidentalis (western flower thrips)
Lineage: Eukaryota; Metazoa; Arthropoda; Insecta; Thysanoptera; Thripidae
Product: BTB/POZ domain-containing protein 1
Exons: 8
Coding region: 401-1978 (525 amino acids)
Biological process (GO): neurogenesis
Cellular component (GO): P-body; cytosol
Molecular function (GO): protein binding
Source: RefSeq, a predicted model, not a curated record
ACAGCACUGAAAAUGUAUGACUUAAAAUUUAAAUGUUCUAGAAAAGUUCUCCCCUCUUGUCCGGCUUGUAUUUGCAGGAAACACUAUUUGCACAUUGUUUUCGUGUGCUGUAAAUAGUAUCAUGUAAUAACAACAACGACAACAACAACUCUUUCGCUCAUGUCACCACAGCAAGAAAAACCAAGUUUGAAUCGAAUUAUUUCUGUCAAGAAACCAUCGUCACUUAUCAUUCAUACUUCGUUUAGUUUUGCCGUAAAGUAAAUGCUCCUUUGUGACGUAAAUACAGCUUGUAUCGAUUGCCUUCAGAAGUCUGUCAUUGUUUAAGUGUCAUCUCAUUGAUUUGCAUCCAAAUGACUUAAAAAAAUAAUAGAUCCUUCACAUAUAUUUUCUACCCACUAAAAUGAAAAUGGCCAAUGAGGUCAAUUCUCCUGCAGCCAAUGUAACCCGUGCCAAUGAAGAGGAUUCUACCACUAACAGAUUGGUCCCUGCGGCAAAUGCUCACUUUGGCAGUCAGCAGGGAAAUAGUCAGAGAACAUCUGGCAUUCAUAGAAAUGAUUGGGAGAUGCUAAGUUUAGAUGUCUCAAUGAGGCAGGUGAAUGUUUCUGGAGAGGGGCCAAGUCAGUCUUCUCUAUAUUGUCAGUCAGAUGCUGCAAAUGAUUUUGGAGUAAAAUUUCCUCCUAACUAUAACUGGCAAGCCACUAAAACUUCAGUGAAAGAGAGAUUCUCUUUCAUGUUUAACAAUGAAAUUUUGGCUGAUGUCCAUUUUAUUGUUGGACGUGGGGAAGCACAAGAAAGGAUUCCUGCACACAAGUUUGUUUUGUCAGUUGGGAGUGCAGUCUUUGAUGCCAUGUUCAAUGGAACACUUGCAACUAAAGGAGAUGAAAUAGACUUGCCAGACAUUGAACCAGCCGCCUUUUUGUCACUGCUGAGAUUUCUUUACUCUGAUGAAGUACAAAUAGGUCCUGAAACAGUAAUGACAACAUUGUAUACUGCCAAAAAAUAUGUUGUCCCUGCUUUGGAGAAGGCAUGUGUUGAUUUUCUUGAAAGAAAUUUAUGCAGUGAAAAUGCAUUUCUUCUUCUCACACAGGCAAGAUUGUUUGAUGAACCUCAGCUUGCAAAUCUUUGUCUUGACAACAUUGAUAAAAAUACUAAUGAGGCAUUCUCAGCAGAUGGAUUUCCUGAUGUAGAUCUCUCAACUCUCACUGCUGUGCUUGAAAGAGACACUUUAAGGAUAAAGGAGUCAAAGUUAUUUCAAGCUAUCCAGAGGUGGGCUGAGGCAGAAUGCCUCCGACGUCACAUACCAGUAACAGGGGAAAAUCAGAGAGCAGCCCUAGGUUCUGCACUCUCUCUUGUGAGGUUUCCACUCAUGACUGUCGAAGAAUUUGCAUCUGGUCCUGCUCAAUCGGGAAUUCUGACAGAUCGUGAAACCGUUCAACUUUUUCUCUACUUUACUGUGAACCCUAAGCCAUCUGUUGGGUUUUUGGAUGUUCCACGCUCCUGCAUGUCCGGGAAAGAGUUAACUGUUACACGCUUUGCUCAGGUUGAAAGUCGUUGGGGAUAUAGUGGUGCAAGCGAUAGAAUUAGAUUUAUGACGGAUAGAAGGAUCUUUAUUGCUGGCUUUGGACUCUAUGGAUCAAUUCAUGGACCUGCAGAAUAUGAUGUUUCUCUUCAACUGAUCCAGAAUACUUCAAAUUGUGUUCUUGGUUCAAAUCACACCACCUUCUCAUGUGACGGAACAAAUUAUACAUUCAGAGUAAUGUUCAAAAAUGCCAUUGAAAUUCAACCAAAUGUCAGUUACACUGCUUCUGCAACAAUUAAGGGCCCUGAUUCUCACUAUGGUACCAAAGGACAGCGCAAGGUUACAGUGGACUGCCAUGGAGAUGGCAAAGUUACCUUUCAAUUUCAGUAUGCUGCUGGAAAUAAUAAUGGGACUUCUGUUGAAGAUGGACAGAUACCUGAAAUCAUAUUUUACACAUGAUCAAUCUAAAUAUUAUCAUCUUCCCAGAUACAACCAUAAUAUUUUUAGUUUAAAAAAUAAUGCCUGUACAUAAGUAGUUAUUGGAGUUGAUCUCAUUUAAUCUUACACCUUUCCUUAUCAAUAAGGGUUUCAAAAUUGAAAUGUCUACAGUCAAAAUCAGUAGGUAAAGUUAUGCUUUAAACACGGUCAGAAGAUGUUAUUUUAGUUUGAACUAGGCACCUUUUCUAGAACGUGCACUGCUAAAGGCAGUUGCGCCUUUGGGAAAACUCACUAAAUGUACUUUUUAGAUGAAUUGUAAGAAUACUUGAUUAAGAAAGGUCUAAGGAAUGGUCUCUCGCUGUUAGAUAAAUCAUGUGAUAUAUGAACUUUUACUCUAUCCCUUUAAGGUAGUGUUUGUUUGACUGAUUAGAAGUAAUUAGGAAAAAGGUGUAUUAUAUUAUUUCUGUCAUGAGAGUUUAGUGAUAACCUACAAUAAAUCGCAUAAAAUGA